Molecule: messenger RNA, 888 nt
Organism: Ornithodoros turicata
Lineage: Eukaryota; Metazoa; Arthropoda; Arachnida; Ixodida; Argasidae
Exons: 3
Coding region: 1-888 (295 amino acids)
Source: RefSeq, a predicted model, not a curated record
AUGGGAGCGCAGAAGUGCUACGCGGUCUCCGAGGACGAUUGCAUAGCCAGCGUCUCCAAGGGGGAUGCCUGGGUACUGCGAAUUCUCCAGCAAGGUGCCAAAUCUGCUAUUCUGCAGAAUGCGGCUGUCGUGAGUCGACCCAGCCCAGCUUGCAACAAUACCGUAGAACUCCAGGCUGCAGUGAGAAGCGGACAGGCUGUUCGUGGAAUCUUUGGAGCUACCCCAAUAGCAAGGAUCCCCUCCUUAGACCUUGUUUGGGGCAUUGUACCAGAAUACAUGCAUUGCCUCUUGGAUGGCGUGAUAAAGCAACUUACUGAAGCCUGGAUGACAAGUACUUGCUCUGCAUACUACAUUGGAAAGUGCCUAGCCUCCAUUGAUGACCGCCUGGUGCGCAUAACGACCCCAAUCUUGUUUUCACGCAACCCUCGAGGACUGAAAGAGAGGGCACUAUGGAAGGCGAAAGAGUGGAGCUACUGUCUGCUGUAUUACGCUCUGUCGUGCCUUGUGGGAAGUCUACCCAGACUGUACUAUGCCCACCUCUCACUGCUCUGUCAGGGUAUUUUCCUCCUUUUGCAAAAGCGAGUUAGCCAUAGCGACAUUACAGUAGCUAAGAAUGUGAUGAAACGUUUCCUUUGUCAGGUCGCACCCCUUUAUGAAGAAAUUGCUGAGACGUCUAAUAUGCAUUUGCUGAUGCACUUGCCACAAUGUGUUACCAACCUUGGACCCCUGUGGGCCACGUCGAUGUUUCCAUUUGAGAGUGCGAAUGGAACAUUUCUCCAUUUCAUUACGGCAUACAAAGGAACAGCUAAGCAAGUGGCUGAAAGGUGGAUAAUGCGUCAGAGCCUCUUGUUCUCUAGUGCGAAAAUUAGACUUCCGCAGCCCCUAUAG